Prorocentrum cordatum is the source of this 904-nucleotide messenger RNA. NCBI's taxonomy places the organism in Eukaryota, Dinophyceae, Prorocentrales, Prorocentraceae. The record is from the annotation of a GenBank genome assembly.
CAAGAGGCGCGAGCGCCGCAGCAGGGCACGCCCCCCUUUUGGCGGCAGCCCGCACGUCCCGCCGGCGGGACCCCCCGCCGGGCGGCCGGGCAGACUCCGAGGGCCAUGCCGCGAUGCUGAGGCUUGGGGAUGAGGCCUUCGAGUCGGCCUCGCUGGAGGGCUCCGCCACGGUCUCGGCCAACUUCUCGGGGCUGACGGACCCCAGGCGCACCACCCAGAAGCAGGUCUCCGGCGGGGUCAGCGCGAUCAUGUUCGACUUCGACGGCACCCUGACUGCCACGCCUGGCGACAGGUCCGCCCGGCGGUACAAGAUCGCGGAGCUGAAGGAGCGGUCGGGCAUGCUGCGGCCGUGGCUCGAGAGGCUGGGAGGGGCCGGCAUUGUCAUGGGCAUCAUCUCAAAGAGUACCGAGGACACGAUCCUCACAGCUCUGGGGGUGGCGGGGCUCCUGGAGCUCUUCCAGGGCCCCAUUGUGGGGAAGGCCGUCGGCUUCGAGGGCAAGGCGGGCUUCAUCGAGGCCUUGUGCGAGACCGGCUUGCUCUCGACGCUGCGCCCGGGCAUCUCGGCGCGCAGCGUUUUGCUGGUCGACGACGACAUUCUCGAGCUGAAUCGCUGCCGUGAGCACGGGAUUCAGACGUACCCCGCUCCGCUGGACGGGGGCUUGCAGGACGACGAGUUCCGCGAGGUCUGCCUUCUCCUCGGCAUCCAGGCCCCCGCGAAGCCCAAGGUGACCGAGGCGGCGCGGGAGCCAGCGAGCGUGAGGGGCCUCCGCUGAGCGGGCUCGAGCGGUCGUUUUCCGCGUGCGACCCGUGAAGCGGCGGCUGGUGCGCCUCGGUGCUUUGGCGGCUGCCGCGGCGGCCGAGCGUGCGCAGUUGUGCUGCAUUGAAUUCGCCUCACAGGUUUCGG